This is a messenger RNA of Diachasmimorpha longicaudata, 1061 nucleotides long. RefSeq names its product MICOS complex subunit MIC19 (gene Chchd3). Lineage: Eukaryota; Metazoa; Arthropoda; Insecta; Hymenoptera; Braconidae. The record is from RefSeq and is a predicted model, not a curated record. Gene Ontology annotation, cellular component: MICOS complex. Bases 185 to 736 code for a protein of 183 amino acids. The transcript is spliced from 3 exons. Gene Ontology annotation, biological process: inner mitochondrial membrane organization.
AAAGGCCAUUUGGAGUUGAGCACCCUUGACGUGCAGCAUGUAUUAUGAAAUUUAUGUAACUGAGUUCUGAUUUAUUUCAAUAAAAUUCAAGUUUUCGUUUGAAUAAUUAAAGAGUGAUAGAGUUCACCGUAGAAAGUAACGCCCAAGGAACAAUUAUUUUUAAGAUUGAAGUCAGCGAUUGAUUAUGGGACAAAGCCAGAGUGCUCGUAAACUGACGAUAAACAAUGAAGAAUCAGUUAUUCAAAUAUCGACGGAUCUCGCCGAUCGUUUAGCAACCAGGAGCCGAAAGCCCCAACCUACAUCAGAUGUCCUGAGUACACCUCCACCGAGUCCACUGAUUACACCAGGUUCCCCCAGCGAGGGAUACACAGCUGUAUACAGUCAUCCUGAGUACACGAUAACAGCUUAUAAAAUGCAGCAGCAGAAGGAGCUGGAACUUCAGGCGCAGGAUCAGUACUGGCAGAAACGACUAACUAACAUGAAAUUAGCUCACGAGAAGAUUAACAGGAUCUUCCAGGAUGAGUACAAACGUGCCAUGGAUGAAGUUACAAACGCUAAAGGUAAUAAAAAUAUAAAUCUUGACACAACCACCCCAGCAUGCGGUGCUGAUAAGGAAAAAGUCCUUCGCUGUUACCAAGAGAAUCCAAAAGAAAUCCUGAAGUGUUCAAGUCUAGUUGAAGAAUUCAAUCACUGUGUAGAUCAACGCCGUUGUGGCCUCAUCUCAGCGGGUUGCUAAUACAUGCUUGCUCAAGUAAAAGCAUGAUUUGUUUCUUUACGCAAAAUAAACCACUUGUUUUCAAAACUGUGGAAAUAAAACUACCUAGUUUUCAAUAAGAUCAGUGGAUAAUUCAAUAGGACAAUGUGUAAAUUAUUUUGUUAUCUGCAUAGACAUCAAGAUCAUUUAUUUUUAUUUCUCCAGCAGAUCCAGAAAUUUAGAUACGUUGAGUGUAUUCAAUUGUACAGAAAUAAUUGAAGAUAUUUGGUAUUGAUUGAUAAUCAUGGUCGCUGUACUAAGGUGAUUCAUCAAAAGAUAUAAAAUGUGAAGUUUAAUGUAAAAGAAA